AUCAUGAGAUAUAAAAAAUUGAUUACUUAUAACUUUACAAAUCAAACAAGAUAAAUGAAUUUAAGAAAGGGCCUCCCAGACCCAGACCCAUUUCCGUCACUACAGCAACCCAUAGUGGCGAGGCCUACUGCUCACACGCGCCCCAAUAAAUACUCAUCAUCUUAUUGUUGCAUUUUCUUCUUCAUUUUUACAGUCUCCUUUUCUCUCUAAAGGCUCGGGAUUCUCUCUCUUCCGAUCAAUGGCGACUGGAUUUGUCCGACGAGCGAUAACAAGGGUUCCGGCCCUAUCACCGGCGGCCAGAGCUCUCAUUUACAGGGAACACGCAUCCGAGGCGGCGGCGCAGCAGUUGGAUCCGCAGGCGAAGCCGAGCUCCACUCCCAAAACCUUCCAAAUCUACCGAUGGAAUCCGGAUACGCCGCAGAAGCCGGACCUCCAGAACUACGAGAUUGACCUCAAGGAGUGCGGCCCCAUGGUCCUCGACGCGCUAAUUAAGAUUAAGAACGAAGUCGAUCCAACCCUAACCUUCCGCCGCUCCUGCCGUGAGGGGAUCUGCGGCUCGUGCGCGAUGAACAUCGACGGCCGGAACGGCCUCGCUUGUCUGACCAAGAUAACCUCCGGCGGACCCACGAUGAUCACGCCGCUGCCGCACAUGUUCGUCAUUAAGGAUUUGGUGGUUGAUAUGACCAACUUUUACAACCAGUACAAGUCGAUUGAGCCGUGGCUCAAGAGGAAGAGCCCGCCGGAGAAUCCGGGGAAGGAGAAUCUGCAGACCAAGGAGGAUCGGAAGAAGCUGGAUGGGAUGUACGAGUGCAUUCUGUGCGCCUGCUGUAGCACAUCCUGCCCCAGCUACUGGUGGAAUCCGGAGUCUUACUUGGGCCCCGCCGCUCUUCUUCAUGCCAACAGAUGGAUAAUGGACAGUCGAGAUGAAUACACAAAAGAGCGGCUGGAUGCGAUUAAUGAUGAGUUCAAGCUGUAUCGGUGCCAUACAAUCUUGAAUUGUGCUAAAGCUUGCCCCAAGGGACUCAAUCCUGGUAUGCAAAUCCAGAACAUCAAGCGACUCGAGCGCACAAAUUAGCUUUUGGGAUUCUUGGGUGUUUGAUUGAUUGAUCAAGUUGAAUAAUGACUACUUUUGCAAAUUUCAACUCAUCUGUACCUUCUGAAUCAGUAUACAGUUCGAAAAUAAUGUGUUUUGGGAAUUGGGCUAUAGUAGUGAAUUGUUAGUUUAAUUGACGCUCGAGUGGCUCGGCCCAUAACUGCGAGGGGCUUCAGAUGGUUUGUUUAUUUUAGCAAGUUUUAUUUGAUUUAAAUCUCCUUUUGCCAAUGUUUGUGUACUUUCGAGUAGCGCAUAUAGAGAUAGAUAUGCUUCUUUUUGUUGAGGGAACAAAUAUAUAGAUAUGUAUUUUGAUUAUUUAUUAGCUCUCCUAAUAUUCUUGACUA
Messenger RNA from Salvia miltiorrhiza (redroot sage), 1437 nucleotides. Its product is annotated as succinate dehydrogenase [ubiquinone] iron-sulfur subunit 2, mitochondrial. Gene Ontology annotation, cellular component: mitochondrion. The coding region runs from base 239 to 1075 and encodes 278 amino acids. Gene Ontology annotation, molecular function: 2 iron, 2 sulfur cluster binding; electron transfer activity. Gene Ontology annotation, biological process: tricarboxylic acid cycle; respiratory electron transport chain; aerobic respiration. NCBI's taxonomy places the organism in Eukaryota, Viridiplantae, Streptophyta, Magnoliopsida, Lamiales, Lamiaceae. The transcript is spliced from 2 exons. The record is from RefSeq and is a predicted model, not a curated record.